CCAUCACAUACACUCGCUGUGUGCUGCUGGAUCACUCGUCAAUCGACAUCGACCGCUAGUUCCCCCUCUUGGAAAUCGAAAAAUUAAAUUCAACAUAUACUCCGACUCCCACACACCUCGCGUGGCUCUCAAAGUGCAGUACAGCAGAUCGAACACGACUUGCCUCUGGUACUUUCACAUCUUUGGAUUUCCCGGACCUCCCUCACAACCGCGCAUACCUUCGCCACAAUGGACACUCCAGAGUCUGUGAUUGCGGAUGAUGGCUGCAGACUGCCUCCUUUUGAGGAGGCGUUUGCCCAGCCGUCCCGUGGUCAAGAAACGAAGCCCAUUGCCCACACCGACUCGCACAUUGCCUCUUUUUCGACAAAAUGUGCGAUGAGGUCAAUCCCCAUCGCGAGCUCACUUAAUAUCGCUGCUCCAGAAUUUUCCCCAGUUAAGCCCGCCCUUGGGCUCCUAAAGGAACAGGGCUGCCUUCCCCCAGCCCGGCAAUCCGUACUCUCAGACCUGUUUCCCCGCAAAGAGGAUUUUGUUGAGAGCUUAGUAGAAAUCGCUGCGAAAAUCGUCGAAGCACCAUCGAGACAACUCUCAUGUGCCGAGAAUGCCAGCAAACGACUGGUUCCCAUGAAGCUUUUCAUCAGCGAGCUCCUCAAGCGCUCCCGAACCUCGUUCUCCACCCUCCAGCUCACGCUCCUCUACUACGUGCGUUUCAAGCAAAACGUUGCGUCCCACACCUCCGCCGCCAAAUCAUGCCCAACCUCCUGCGCCCGCAGGAUGUUCCUCAGCGCCCUCAUCACCGCCAGCAAAUAUCUCCAAGACCGUAACUAUAGCAACCGGGCGUGGAGCAAGCUUUGUGGCUUACCCGCGACCGAGCUGACGAAGAACGAGUCGAGUUUCUUGGAUGUUAUCAAGUGGAACCUGUUUGUUUCAAAGUCGUGCUUUGCGAAAUGGAGCACGAUGCUGAUGACCGCAUCUGCGCAUCUGGCUAGUACCAAGCAGCAAAAGGGCGUUGUCGUCGGGGGCGCUGGUGCCGGUGUCUCCGGAUCCGCCGUAUUACCCAUCCACGCCUCUUUACCCCGCCCGCAGAACGUGCACGUUAACGUCAACGUCAGCAAACUGCACCCUGCCGCUGCCGCUCCUCGUCUGCGGAUUUCCCAAUCAUGGAGAUUUCCAGCCGACACAGGCGACGCACCCCUGACUCCGCCCGUAGACGAACCUUUCUGCGGGAAAAUGGCGCCCUGGGCUCCCCUUGAGGACGCCCAAGCCACGGCGACGGCGGUCGCGUCGUACCUGCCAUCACCGGACAUGGCGCCUAUCGCGGACAAGAAACGGUCCGCUGACCAUUUCGAGCCAAUUCAUACCCUGCCGGUGAAGCGAGUGGCGAACUAUUUGGGUUACGCGCGGGCUUGAUGGAAGGAGGUCAUUGUUUGACUUCCAUGCUGAUGUG
Molecule: messenger RNA, 1444 nt
Organism: Fimicolochytrium jonesii
Lineage: Eukaryota; Fungi; Chytridiomycota; Chytridiomycetes; Spizellomycetales; Powellomycetaceae
Product: cyclin-domain-containing protein
Exons: 4
Coding region: 229-1407 (392 amino acids)
Biological process (GO): regulation of cyclin-dependent protein serine/threonine kinase activity
Cellular component (GO): nucleus; cyclin-dependent protein kinase holoenzyme complex
Molecular function (GO): protein kinase binding; cyclin-dependent protein serine/threonine kinase regulator activity
Source: RefSeq, a predicted model, not a curated record